Molecule: messenger RNA, 642 nt
Organism: Cutaneotrichosporon cavernicola
Lineage: Eukaryota; Fungi; Basidiomycota; Tremellomycetes; Trichosporonales; Trichosporonaceae
Exons: 4
Coding region: 1-642 (213 amino acids)
Biological process (GO): protein K11-linked ubiquitination; anaphase-promoting complex-dependent catabolic process
Cellular component (GO): anaphase-promoting complex
Source: RefSeq, a predicted model, not a curated record
AUGGACGAAGACGAAGAGACGGCGACCCAGGGAGUCGCAGACCUCGCUUCCGUCAUAGCUCCCACACGACCCGAGCUUGGUCGACUUGCGCAGUGGUCGGUCUCGAGUCACAAGUACGGCUUUGGCGUCGACAACCUGCGUGAUGACAACGAGGGGACGUUCUGGCAGUCCGAGGGACCACAACCUCACUCGAUUGACCUCUCUUUCCCCAAACGCGUAUUCAUUUCUUCCAUCGCACUCCUCACCAGCCACCGCAAGGACGACUCGUACACGCCCUCUAGGCUCUCCAUCCGGGCCGGGACGGGUGUGCACGACCUCCAGGAGGUGAGAUACACCGAGUUCCACAAACCCGACGGAUGGAUCGUGAUCCCCCUCCGGCCAAUGGACGCCGACGGCGCGAUUGAAGGCCCACCGAUCCCCACGCACCACAUCCGCAUCGUAAUAGUUGCCAACCAUAUGAACGGCAAGGACACGCAUGUGCGUGGCCUCAAGGUCUUUGGACCGCCCGAACCAGUGGCCAAGACUACGGACGACGAGGUGGUCGAGGGGCUGCCAGACGGCCCAGCACUCGUCGAUCUCGGCCAGGACCGCUCGAGAGGUUUCCGCAGCCAAGAGUUCCGCAUGUACGACGGCAUUCGAUAA